This is a messenger RNA of Coprinopsis cinerea okayama7#130, 390 nucleotides long. RefSeq lists its product as hypothetical. The record is from RefSeq and is a predicted model, not a curated record. Lineage: Eukaryota; Fungi; Basidiomycota; Agaricomycetes; Agaricales; Psathyrellaceae. The transcript has a single exon. The coding region runs from base 1 to 390 and encodes 129 amino acids.
AUGCAGUUCCCCGAAGGAACCACACCUCCGGAAGGUUGUCGCAUUGAGAGUUUGCUUCAACGAACCAUUCCCCCUGCUCCCGAAAUGACUGAUGACGAGGCUGUUGGCUAUGGCAUUGACUGGCGCGAUGUCGAGUACGUCCCUACCCGUACCAGUCACAACGAACGUCAAGAGGCAGCGGGAAGGACAGAUGACCAACUUCCUUACCAGUAUACAGUGGAGCCAGAGGAGUUUUCAAUUGUCAACGUCGAACCUGAAUCAUGCCCUUAUACCCCACACCAACUUCAACUGCUACACCAGUACAUCGAAUCCAAUGGGCCAUCGGGAAGCACUGUGGGAGGGUAUAUUUUACUGGGCUAUGUCUGCCCCCGCUUUAAGAUCGCGAUAUAA